AAAGAAGGCGCAGCAGAGCCAAGGCAGGAGCAGCCGCUGCUGAGAUGGACAGGCCUGGCACAGCCAUAGCCCUGGCCGUCAUCAUCUGGGCCACAACCGUUCAAGGCUUCAGUAUGUUCAAAGGCGGUCGCUGCCUUUGCAUCGGGCCCGGAGUGAAGGCGAUCAAAAUGGCAGCGAUCGAGAAAGCUUCCGUCAUUUACCCGAGUAACGGCUGCGACAAAGUUGAAGUGAUCGUUACCCUGAAGCCUCCUCACAAGGGACAAAGGUGCCUGGAUCCCAACUCCAAGCAAGGCCGCUUCAUAAAGCAGACAAUAGAAAAAAAGACAUUUUUAAGGCGCCAGAACAUGUGAUGUCCUGGAGGAAAAAAAAAAAAAGUGACAUCCUAAGGAGCAUCUGACUGUGAACGCAGGAACCUGACCCUCUUCUGUCUUGGAAUAUGUAUCCGUGUAUUACCAGGUUGCAGGACUUUUCUAGGAGGUCUGAUCCGUUUAAACUGUUCUGCUUGGCUAUGAAAAUAUUUAUCUCUAAGAGUCCUGUGUCUCUGUGUGCACACUCCGAGUUACCUUCUGUGGUUACAAUGGGCGCAUUGUUACUGGAGUCCAGCCCAAUGCAGGACUCAAAAGCAUCUGUGUGUGCUGUAAACCACUCCUCAAAGAAUUUUUCAUGCAAAUAAACAUUCCUUUCCCCAAAUAUCACGAGGCACAAGAACAUCUAGGAAGACAUUUCCACUUAUUAUCUUGUUUGUUCAUUUAAAGAGGCUGUCAUUCAUGAGGAGCCCUGAAGACAUUUCUGCCUUGUAGAAACUAGUAAGAACACGACUGUUUCCUGAGUUUGUCAUACUGGCUUCCCACUGAGGAGGUCUAAAGGGGUUAAGAUAUGUAUUUCCUGUACAUCUGGUUUUAUCUGUUUUUAUCAGUGACAAUAACCUGGAUAGAUUUUUUAAAAUAAAUUGGUUUUGCUGACCAGAGGAAUGUUGAAAAACAAAAAUCUGUGCACCUCUUUCUGUCUGUUUUCUGUGAGUCUGCCUUUAAGAAAAAAAUGUAAAUAUGUAAAUAUGUGCUUUGUUCCUUUCCUUUUUCAUACUGUGACUGGUGGGGAUGGCUGGCCCUGUCUCUUUUUGAAAAGAAUAAAAAUUGUGUUUCUCUA
Messenger RNA from Apodemus sylvaticus (European woodmouse), 1146 nucleotides. RefSeq names its product C-X-C motif chemokine ligand 11 (gene Cxcl11). Gene Ontology annotation, biological process: neutrophil chemotaxis; antimicrobial humoral immune response mediated by antimicrobial peptide; inflammatory response. Gene Ontology annotation, cellular component: extracellular region. Gene Ontology annotation, molecular function: chemokine activity; CXCR chemokine receptor binding. The transcript is spliced from 4 exons. The record is from RefSeq and is a predicted model, not a curated record. NCBI's taxonomy places the organism in Eukaryota, Metazoa, Chordata, Mammalia, Rodentia, Muridae. The coding region runs from base 45 to 350 and encodes 101 amino acids.